AUUUUGGAACAAACACAAGCUAGGAUUUUCUUUGUUUAGUAUAAUAUUUUCCCUCUGGUAAAGAUGUAUAACCUCACCAUCAGUGUUGCAUGAUGACCCAAUUUGUAGACAUAUUUUGCUAAAAUAUCUUUUCUCUUCAUUGUUUCCUUCCUUGGGUUACCUAACCUUGCUGGGGAAAAGUCAGUGUAGUAAAAUAAUCUUUAUUCUUGACAUAAAGGUACUUAGAGGUUCAUUUACAGAUGGACAUCAGCCUGUGUGGGCAAGUAGUAGUGCUGGAUGAAGCUCAUAACAUUGAAGACAGUGCAAGAGAGGCGGCCUCAUGCACGCUUACUCAAGAUGAGAUACUUACAGCCAAGAAUGAACUUGACAAGAUGGUCGAAUUAGAACUUAAUGUACAGGAGUGCACUAAUCUGUCCUGUAUGCUGAAUGCUUUGAGUGAAUGGGUAAACAAAAACUCUGAUAAGCUCACAGACUAUAUGGACUUCGAUCGUGCAGGCAAAAUUUUCAAAGGAACAGAGAUGAUAGCAAACCUUGAACUUCUUGGCAUUGGAUAUGAUAAAUAUAUGGAAUUAAAGGGUUACUUGAGUAAGCUGACAGCAGACCCAGACCCGGAGGAUGAAAAUCCUCGCAUUAACUCCUCAACAUCUACAUUGCUGAAGAAUCUUUUUCUUAUGUACCAUUUCCUAUUUAUGGAUAACAUGAAGUACCGAGAUGAUUACCGGAUUGCCAUAGUAAGAGCUCAAACUAGAAAGAAAGGUGCUAUGACUGCAGGUGGUUGGUAUAGCAGUAAGAAGUCUACAGUGGGAUGGGCAUACUCUAUUAAUUUUUGGUGUCUCAACCCUGCUGUGGCUUUCCUUUCUGUUGGCUUCGAGACCCGUUCGAUCAUCUUGACAUCAGGAACACUCUCCCCCAUGAAUUCCUUCCAAUCUGAAUUGGGUGUUCCAUUUAAAAUACAGUUAGAGGCUAAUCAUGUCAUUGACAGAAACCAGGUGUGGGUUGGAACAAUAGGUAGAGGACCAACAAACAAGAUGCUGCAGGCAACCUUUCGUAAUACCGAGAACUAUGAGUUCCAGGAUGAACUAGGAAGAUUGGUUCUAGAUGUGUGUAAGGCUGUGCCACAAGGAAUACUGUGCUUUCUUCCUUCUUAUGCUAUGCUUAACAAGUUACUAGACAGGUGGCAGAACACAGGGAUGUGGGAUGAGCUGAACCAAAUUAAGGUAGCCAUUACUGAGCCAAGAAACAGUGAAAAGUUUGAAGAAGCCAUGGCACUCUUUUAUGACACUAUUAAAAAUUCUGGAACACAGGAGAGUGGAGAGAUUAAUGGUGCUUUCUUCAUGGCAGUGUGUCGUGGGAAAGUCAGUGAAGGAUUAGACUUCACUGAUGAUAAUGCUCGGGCUGUUAUUGCUGUUGGUAUACCAUUUCCAAGUAUAAAGGAUAUUCAAGUUGAUGCAAAACGUCAGUACAAUAAUGAACACUGCCGAACACGUGGCCUUCUGUCUGGUGGAGACUGGUAUGAAAUUCAAGCAUAUCGAGCAAUUAAUCAAGCACUGGGACGAUGCAUUCGGCAUCGUUAUGACUGGGGUGCACUCAUAUUGGUUGAUGAAAGAUACCAACAAGGCAGCUUAGCCAGUGGAUUGCAACAAAACAGAUAUACUCGUGGAUUGUCCAAGUGGGUGAGGAAUAAGAUAGUCCAUCACCAGAAUUUUUCAUUUGCCCUAUCUGAUCUUCAUAAAUUUGCAGAGGGCAUGAUUAAGCAGCCCCCAAGGCAGCCAGAAAGCUUGGAUGAAACCAUGACUCAGUUGAAAGAGGUGGAGAUAACAGAACCUCAAGCUACCUCAUGUACCUCAGUGAAUUGUUGCACACCCAAAAAGCAUGACAUACAUGAUAAAUAUUUAAAGCAAAGUCCCAAUACUUCUAAAUUCAGUUUACAUCAUGCAGACUCUCAUUUAACUAAUCAGACAUCUGCCAGCUUUUCUCCUGGAUCCAGGUUAGCCGAAGUUUUUAACUCAACUGUAUGUAGUGAUCAAGAAAUUUGCCGUGUAAAUUACUUGAUUGAUGAUGAAGACAUUAUCAUUCCGUCAGGAAGACUUCCUCUCACAUCUACUCAGUUAUCAAAAUCAGGAGAUGCAGAUGCGGAUGAGACACCCGGUACUAACAACAUAAGCAGACAUGGGAAUAGUGCAAGUAGCUGUUUUGUUAGUGCCUUAACUCUUAGUAAGCAAAAUUAUGGAAUAAACAAUACUAGUAUUCAGAAAAUGGUAGAAACAAAAUCAGAAAAUAUAAAUCCACCAUCCAAAAGAAAAAAAUCUUAUGUAUUAGAACAACUUAAAGAAUGUAAGAAUAACAAAAAGAAAGACUUUGACAGUUUUGAAGUCCCAAAGCCAUUUAAUGAUGAUGGCUACAUAUUUCAAUAUAUUGAUACUAAUGUUAAGUCUAAUGUUUCACCUUUGAAACUGCUACUGGAGAAUGAGAUGAAUGAAAAGAGUCCUUUGGGUUUUGGGGCAUCAAAUUUUGAGAUACCAGAAAGUGAGAAUAAAGAGAGCCAGUACCAUUAUUUAGAGAUGUCUUCAGCAAAGAAAAGCUUAUUUGCAUCAAAUCACAUUAAUGAUAAAGUUGAAGAUAAGUCAACAGUUAAAUCUCAAGUAAUUUGUUCCCCACAACUCUUUGAUUCAGACGAUGAUCAACUUAAUGAACAAACAAGUAAAGUGAAGACUAAGCCUUUCACUCAGAUUGUGCAUAACAGCUUAGGUUCUGUGGACAAGAAGUCUCCAGGAAACCUCAGGUGUAAAUCAGAUAUACAGGAAGAUGUUUUACAGGAUGUCAACCUUACAGCCAGUGAACACACAGAGGAAAAAAGCGGGUUAUGGGAAACAAGAAAGAGGCCCUUGUAUAACCAAAGCAUAUCUGAUUUUGUAGCUUUAAGUAGUGUGGAUGCAGAUUCAGAUUUGGAAGAUUUCAAUUUGAAUAAGAGUUUCAGUUGGAGAGAUCCAAGAAAAUGCAGAGGUAAACAAAAAUCAAAACCCAAAGGUGUCCAUUUUACUGAAUUUGCUGAGUAAAUUUUUUAAGAUUUUAUGAUUUACAGAUAUUCAUACAGUAUACACUAUUUUUAUAUUGACAUUUAUAUUUUUCAGCUGUACAUAUUUUUAUAAAUGUUAAGAGAACAGUAUUUUCUGUCAUGGUAAGGCUUGAGAAAAAAAAAUAUGAAUGUUCUCUUUAAAGGCAAAUUAAGCUACAGUAUUUAAAAUCUGUAACAAGAAAAAGUUAAAAAUUAACAUGAAUUGCAUUGCUGUAUUUAUAAAAUGUAUAUAUUAGUUCUUCCAUAGUUUUAUUACUAAGCUUAGGUUUUGAAUUUUUAAAUAUAAUAAAAAUGAAUAUAUCCUUAUUGUGUACUCGCCUAUUCAUGGUUGCAUGGGCCAAAUAUAUAAUCACCAGCAUUAUUAGUGUUAGCCUUAAUGCUGGUAAAAGAUUCUUGAAUAAAUUAAGAGCUACCCUAACCUUUUAAUAGAUAAAAAAUUUAUUUUUUCCCAAUCCUAGGUACUGUAUGGCUCCCCUACAGGCUUAGUGCUAAGAUAUAUAAGAGAGCAUAGUUUUUGACCUCUUGGGCCCCUGUUAUCCUACUCUUGAAAAUGUGUACAGCCCACCACUUCCUCACCUAUUUAACACCUUGAAACUGUAAUUAUUGCUGGCUCCUCUGUUUUAUUAUAUGGAAAAUUUCUAAAUCCAUAGGGACUCUUACAGCAGCUGAAGAAUGGGAGGUAAUCAUGUUUGAUCCAAGGAAGGGGAUUAUUUCUUUCAUGGAGAGUAAGGCUAAACCCAAAGGAGUCAUACAGUGCCUCAGGAAUGGGAAACGAUCAAACUCAGUCCAAGAAAAGGGAAGCCAGGUUUAAUUCCUUAGAUCAAGAGUCCAUUACUGGCAUCAAGGCACCUUUCCCUGAAGGGAUCCAUGUUUUUAGCUUCCAUUUAUAUGUGCCACCCCCCUCUCCCUCACUCAUGCUGUACAUUUCAGAUAAUCUGUCUCCUGUCUGUGUUGAUCCACUGAGUAUUUUGCAUACGAUCACAUGUAUUGGUCCUCUUUUCUAGGACUGUCAAUUCAACUUUUGAACUAGUGUUGUUACAGGCCUCUGGACAUUUACUUUCUGAACAUUCUUUCUAAAUGAGUGCUUUAUGCUGAUUACUUUUUUAGGGCUUUACAAGAUAUCUUGUAAAGCAUCUGAGAUUCUUUGUUAGGAACUUGAAGGUAGUUCCUAGAUUAGCUAACCUUGUGUAUGCUGCCAAUAUCAUGCAGUUUUUUACAUCUUUGAUGAGUAAAUGAAAAUUUAACAACUGCUUUGACAAAAAUAUGAAACAAACAAAAAUGAAAUUGUUCAAAGCAUCUUUCAUUUUAAACACUUCUUUAGGAGCAAUGCAUGCAAAAGAGUGAAAUCUCAUUGAAGAUACAGGUUUACAUCCAGGAAUGCAGUCUCUUCAAUAAAUAUGUUUCAGUAAUUCAUAAAGCACACAUUAAUAGUGCAUAUUUUAUCAGAACACUAUUCACACUUCAAUAAUUAUUACUAUGUGGUUUUGACUGAACACACAGUAAAGUUCAAAAAAAUAUGGCUUAGGCAUGCAAAUGUUUAUUCAGAUACUUCUACUGCCUCAAGAUUAAUAUGGUAUAUGGUGCCUUACGAGCUCAACAUAACUGUCAGGUUAUAAAACAACUCGUAGCGGUCUACUCUUCAGUAGUCACUUGACCAUCUCCAAGUACAGUGGACUCCCGGUUUACGAUCAGCUCCCAAUGCGACCAUUUAUGUAAGUGCAUUUGUAUGUGUAUGUUUGGGGGUCAAAUGGACUAAUCUAAUUCACAAUAUUCCUUAUGGGAACAAAUUCGGUCAGUACUGGCACCUGAACAUUCUUCUGGAAUGAAAUAUCGUAAACUGGGGGGUCCACUGUGCUUCUGCAUCAGCAAGCAAGAGAGGAAGGAAUUUAGGUUAGGAUAAAAUUCUUCCUUAUCACUAUAAGUGAAAUGUCUGAGGCAUAGGUUGAUAAAAUGGCCAACAGCUGUCUGUUGCUCAGUUAAGCUACUUGGCCAUCUGCAAUCUCUUUUAUAUGAAUUUAAGGUAUGGUAAAAAAAAAAUGCUGAUUUCUUCCCUAACCCUUAAACUGUCCAAACGUAGAUCUACAUCCACGUGCAGGGGGCUCCGAACAUCAUAAUUUUUUUUUUACAUGCUUUCAAAUGGGGAACAAUCAAGGUUGGAGCACUACGCACGUGAACGUAGAUCUGCGUUUGGACAGUUUAAGGAUUAAAGGGAUACUUAUGCCACUAUUUUUCAAAUAAAAUCUAUGGGAAUAUCACUUUCAAAAGUAUGUUACUUACCCAUCAAACUUAACCACUUUCUGUAAUUACAAAAAUAUACCAUUUUUUUUUGUGAUAAUAAAAUCUAUGGAAAUUCCAUUCUAAGUAUUUGUAAAAUAGCCUAUGGUGAUGUCACUUUUUUUUUUUUUUUUUUUUUUCAAAUAUUGAACCUUAAAAAGUGGAAUGAAUUUUCCAUAGAUAAAGACAUUCGUCACAUUAAGAGUUAAUUGGUUUCUUAUGAAAUGAAAAAGCUUUGUUUUUUAAAAGAAUUUUAUUUUAAAAUUUUUAAAUUUUCCUUUAAACAUUUUUUCUUAAAGAAAAUUAAAAGCAAAAAUUUUUUUCAGAAAAUUAAGAAAAAACCUUUGAAUUUAAAUUUCUUUUGGAAAAAAAUUUAAAUUUUUUUUUUUUAAUAAAUUGAUCUCAAAAAAAUUAAGACAUUAUUCUUUUCCUGUUUAAAUAAAAAAAAACAAUAUAAAAAAUUAAUAAUGAUCUUGUGUACAAUGUAAUUAAAGCAGCAUCAGUUUAACCCUUACUGUCUAAACAUAGAUUUAUGUCCACGUGUAGGGGGCUCCGAACAGAUCUUUUUUUUUACAUGCUUUCAAAUGGGGAAAAUCAAUAGCGGAGCGCUACGCACGCAAGC
Cherax quadricarinatus is the source of this 5972-nucleotide messenger RNA. NCBI's taxonomy places the organism in Eukaryota, Metazoa, Arthropoda, Malacostraca, Decapoda, Parastacidae. The record is from RefSeq and is a predicted model, not a curated record.